Pelodiscus sinensis (Chinese soft-shelled turtle) is the source of this 1804-nucleotide messenger RNA. The record is from RefSeq and is a predicted model, not a curated record. NCBI's taxonomy places the organism in Eukaryota, Metazoa, Chordata, Testudines, Trionychidae.
UGGCCGGCAUGGCGGGGAGCCCAGACAUGGCGGCGCUGGAGGACACCUUCCGCAAGUUCGCCAUCUAUGGGGACACCAAAGCGGCGGGGCACGAGAUGAAUGGGAAAAACUGGGCCAAACUGUGCAAGGACUGUAAAGUCAUGGACGGCAAAGGGGUCACCAGCACGGACGUGGACAUCGUCUUCUCCAAAGUGAAAGGGAAGACCGCCAGAGUCAUUAGUUACGAGGAGUUCAAGAAGGCCCUGGAGGAGCUGGCCCCAAAGAGGUUUAAGGGCAAGAGCGCGGAGGAAGCGUACGAGUCCAUCUGCCAGCUGGUGGCAGGGAAGGAACCGACUAACGUGGGCGUCACAAAAGCCGCGACAGGGGGGGCGUUGGACAGGCUGACGGACACCAGCAAGUACACGGGCUCGCACAAGGAGCGCUUCGACGAGAGCGGCAAGGGCCAAGGGGAGAGCGGGCGGGAGGACAUCUACAAGCACGCCGGCACCUACGACGCCAAAGUGAAGAAAUAGGGACACCUGGAAGUGCCACCGACCCUCCUCGGCCUCUGGGCCUUCAAUCACAUCAGCCCUGGGAACCGGCCGCCUGCAGACUAGGCCGGGCCCAGCUCCUAGCCACGGCGUCACGGCGAGUCGGCCUCUGGUCACCACGGGCUGAUGUGAUUAGAACCUGACCUGGCCUUGCACUUUGCUCCCAAUGUUACAUCCACUCCGGAUGUAUUGUGAACCGAGCCCCUCCUGCUCGCACUAACGAGACCUCCUUCCCUUGUGUUAUAGGGGCACCAAGCCCCUCCUGCUCGCACUAACGAGACCUCCUCCCCUUGUGCGCCCGGGGCACCGAGCCCCUCCUGCUCGCACUAACGAGACCUCCUCCCCUUAUGCUCCCAGGGCACCGAGCCCCUCCUCCUCGCACUAACGAGACCUCCCCCUCUUGUGCCCCCACGACACCGAGCCCCUCCUGCUCUCACUAACGAGACCUCCUCCCCUUGUGCCCCCAGGGCACCGAGCCCCUCCUGCUCGCACUAACGAGACCUCCUCCCCUUGUGCCCCCAGGGCACUGAGCCUCUUCUGCUGCCUUCUCCCCUGAACACUCCUAGGCCCUCCUGCUAGUGCCAAGAGAUCUUCUUAGCUCAGUGCCCCUCCCGGGGUCGCCGCAUUCCCCCCUCUAGUUACACCGAGGCCUUCUCUUACUCAUGCCACCAGGUGCCUGCCUCCGUCCCUUCUGCUGCCGCUACAGAGGCCAAUGUCCCUCGUGCUAGUGACAGGGGGGCCUUCCCCCACUCCCCUGUGUCCCUCCGGCUAAGGCCAGUCUACGCCAGGAGAUCGGAUUGGUCUCACGCUCUCUUGGGGUGUGAGAAACCCACCUCCCGCAGGAUGCACGUCUACUGAGCUACCCCGUUCCCCCAGGCUGCUGUGCCCAGGGAGGCGGCGUACCGAGGCGGAUGGGAGAAGCCCUGCUUGGUAGCGUCUUCCCUGGCCCCACAGCCGCGUGGCUGUGCCCCUCCAGCUUUUAAGUGGCUACCUGCCCUGAGAGUAACAACCCCUCCUCCCUCCCUCAGGGCACCUCCGCCCCGAGCGGGAAAACAGCCCUCUCCCCUCAGGGCACUUGGCUUGUGAUCCUGCAUGCGCCUUCCCUGGAGAGCGGGCCUGUGCGGCGUUUCACCGGCAUCCCGUGGGGCCUGCCGCAGCCCCGGAACCGCCGGUCAGUGUUCAGGAGACGCCUGCCUUCUUGGUGGAGCCACAGCCAAAGGCCUUCCUGCUCUGUCAGCUGGCUCUGCAAUAAACCUCUCCCCUUUUCUACUAGC